Penaeus chinensis is the source of this 1337-nucleotide messenger RNA. RefSeq lists its product as uncharacterized. The record is from RefSeq and is a predicted model, not a curated record. NCBI's taxonomy places the organism in Eukaryota, Metazoa, Arthropoda, Malacostraca, Decapoda, Penaeidae. Gene Ontology annotation, molecular function: acetyltransferase activity. The transcript has 6 exons. Bases 153 to 1121 code for a protein of 322 amino acids.
UGGUACAGGUAAAGUGUGCUUUCAUAACCGGUAGUCACAAUAUCCUAGAUAAUUUGUGCUGAAAGGAGAAUAAAAAAAAUGUAGAGAAUUUUAAACAUUCGUAGUGAAGUUGAAGUUUACAGAGAAUCAAAACGUAUAACUACAGGCAAAUAAUGGACAACGUGAGCCUCUUAACACAAGAAAAAGCUCUUUCUUUCUUAAACAAGCUCGGGGUGGAGAAUGGCCUUGGGAAACUUCAGCAGGAUCCUUGCAAGUUUAUUACAGACCUUAUCAAAGCAUAUCAGGAGCAAGUACCAUUUCAAUGUGUGACCAUGAUGGGCCUGGCAGUAGAGGACCGCCAUAUCCCAACACUGGAGGAAAUCGUAGAGGCGGGACUCAGUAUGGAAGGUGGUGUGUGCCUCACCCUCAACGUCUUCUUCUGUCUCCUUCUACGAGCACUCGGUCUCAAAGUUGACUUGCUCGAUGGAAACUACAGUGCACACGGAGAUGACCAUUCUCACGUUAUCCUUCUACUCAGUGACCUAAGGUUUCCAGGAGAUAAUUACGUUAUCGACGUGGGUAAUGGUUUCCCCAGCAUGGAGAUGAUCCCCUUGAAAGAGCUCCCAGUGGAACAUUACCACGCUGGUCUGGAGUAUAGAUACGAAUAUAGUGGUGAAGACGUCAUCAGGCUACACCGGUCUGGAGAUACCACACUCGAUGGUGAAAAUGUGUGUUGUUGCCCAAUCGAUGAGGAAAAACCGGUGAUGAGGGGUGAGUGGCGACAAGUCUUCCACUUCACACUUAAACCCGUAGACUUCGAGUACUUCCAACCACACAUGGAGAGGAUUUACUUGGACGAGUCUUGCGAUUUUCUCCAGUGCAUCCGAGCCGUUCGCUUCCCCACUGAAACCGCACUAAUCCAGAAGGGAUUAUUACCCAAGGAAGGAGGGAGUGAGGAGAAAGGUGACAAAAGGAUGGUAUUGGCCUUCAAGAAUCAGAGCCUUCUCGCUGGGCCCAUGGACAAGGAUAUCAAGACGAAGGUGGAGAUGGACGUGCUGGCAGCCAAAAUAAAGGAAUUCUUCCCCGGCAUUCCUGCUGACAAAGUCGAUAAAGCGGUGCAAAAAAUCGUAAAACAAAAGUAGUUUAGAAAAAUAAAACAUUGUUUUUCCUAUAUGUUCAUCAGCAUUCUACAUGUUGUUUAAAUGUAAUUGUUUCUCAUAAGUUCACCAGCAUUUUUAUUAAGUAUUGAAAGUGUUUCUUAUAUGCAUGUUACAUUGUUUGCAGGACAGGCUGAGUUAAGAAAUCAAGACUGUGUACUAUUCGUAAUUACUUUUAGUAAAUAAAGGUGAAUUAAAUUA